CGCAAAACGUUUUCGACCUGCGCGUGCAGGAAAAAACAGCAAUCAUGGCGGACAAUAAUGCGGAUUGGCGAAGCCCUGCGUUCCGACAGAAAGUUAUGGCUCAAAUUGACGAUGCGGUCCGUGCAGCGGGAAAUCCGACCUCCAAGAGUAGCAUGGAGAUGGAGAACCACGUGUUCCAGAAGGCAAAGAGCAGGGAGGAGUACCUGGCACUUGUGGCACGGCUCAUCCUGCAUGUUCGUGACAGCCAAACCAAGAAAGACCAGCAGAGACAAGGCGGAGGACCUCAGCAAGACCCAAUGAACGCACUCCAGAACCUCACCUCCCUGUCCCAGGGACAACCUUCCCAGCAGGCCAUGCAGAUGUCGCAGCCUUCCCAGCUGGCUUUGCAGAGUCAGCUGGCCCAGUCUACCCAGCAGGCCAUGCAGCAGCAGAUGUCCCAGCAGCCUCAGUUCCAGCAGCAGCCGCCUCCGCAGCAGUUCCAGCAAUCCCAGCAGCCCUUUCAGCAUUCCCAGCAGGCAUUUCAGCAGUCUCAGCAGCCCUUCCAGACUUCCCAGCAGCCUCUUCCCCCACAGCCGCCACAACCCGGAGGCCAGGCUAGAAUGGCUCCCACAAUGCAACAGCAGCAGCAGCAAGCCCAGUUCCAGGCCCAGCAGAGGCAACAGUUCCAGGGGCAAACUCGAGCACAGCUGGUGCAGCAACAGAUACAGCAGCGACUACAGCAGCAGCAGCAGUUACAACAGCAGCAACACCAGCAGCAGCAGCAACAGCAACAACAACAGCAGCAACAACAGCAGCAGCAACAACAGCAGCAAAAUCUAAUGCAGCAACAAUUACAGCAGCAGCAGCUACAACAACAGCAGCUGCAGCAACAACAACAACAGCUACAACAGUUACAGCAGCAGAAGCAGCUGCAGCAACAGAAACAGCAGCAGUUACAGCAACAACAGCAGCAGCAGCAACAACAACAACAGCAGCAGCAGUCACAGCAACAGCAGAUGCUGGUCCAGAGACCUUCGCUGCAGAGACAGCAGAAGAUCGGAGGACUGCUGUCUCCUAGUCAGCAACUACAAGGCCAGAGUCCAGGCUCUGUACAGGUGGCGUCCCCAGCCCAGAGUAGUGCCAUGCAGCGACCGGUGGCCUCCCCUGCACAGACUAGCUCAAUGCAGAGACAGGUGGCUUCACCUGCACAGACCACCACCAUGCACAGGCAGGUGGCAUCACCUGCACAGACCGGCUCCAUCCAGAGGCAGGUGGCCUCCCCGGCCCAGCCUGGCUCCAUGCAGAGACAGGUGGCUUCACCUGCUCAACCUGGCUCAGUGCAGAGACAACACACACCACAGUCAAGUUCUCAGUCUGCUGCGUCUCCAGCCACCAUGCUGCCCAGCCCCUCCCCCCAGCCCAGCAUGGCCCCCUCCCCAGCCAGCACAACUGCUCGCACGCCCGCCGGGGUCCAGUCUCCUGUCUCACUCAAUACACCUGGUAACCCUGGGUCUGUAGGGAUGGCGCCCAGCCCUCGUAACGCCACAGAAGAACAGGCGUACCUGGAGAAGUGGAAACAGCUGUCUAAAUACAUCGACCCUCUGCAGAGAAUGAUCAAGAGAGUCAGCAACACUGACGCCAGCACGGAUGGCCAAGCCCCGUCUACAGAGCACAAGAAGGACCUCAGCAAGAUGAAGAACUUGUUAGAAAUUCUCACUGACCAGAAAAAACGACUCCAAUAUCAAACAUUGCUGAAGUGUGAACAAGUACUGGAAAAGUUGGAGCUACAAAUGAAGAUGAGCCACACGACGAGUAGCACCAGCACCACCACCACCACCACCCCGGCUCCCCUGCCCAAGUCUCAGCAGCACAUGUGCCAGCCCCUGCUGGACGCUGUGGCCAGCCAGCUGGGCUCCCCCAUGCUCAACCACACCCUGAAGAGGACGUUUGGACCGGCACUGACCGCGCUGCAUGGGCCACCUAUCUGUUUCCCAGGUCCCCCGCCCAAACGACAGAGAACCAUCCCCCGUCAGGAGUGCAGCAUUCCCAACAUCCUGCAGGGGGAGGUGGCCAAGCUGGACCAGAAGUUCAAGGUCAGCCUGGACCCCACCCAGAACAACAGUAGCACCUCCGUCCACCUGGUCUGUAAACUGGACGACAGGUCCCUUCCCAGUGUGCCUCCCAUCUUCGUGGUUGUGCCUGAGCAGUACCCAGAGGAAAGCCCACAAUGCACUGCAGAGUCACAUGACUAUGACUCCACAUCAUUUCUGCAGACAGUGAAGAAGUCCCUGGAUCUGAGGUUAUUAAAACUGCCUGACCAACAUUCACUCACACAACUGUUGGGGGCAUGGGAGAUGAGUGUUAGACAAGCAUGUAAGGAGGCAGUUGCUAUCACUACUUGAUCAGUCAACAGAGAUUUUCAACCAGCAAUACAUCCAAAGAGCAGUGCAGAAACACCCCCUGUGUACAAACAACGGAGCUGCAAAUAAAUUGAGUUGAGAGGACUCACAAUUUUAUCCGGAUGGUACGACAGAAUCUAUAUUCACGGUUUUUGUGGUCACUUCUGUGCCGAGAACUUACCAUUACUGUGAACAAAUAAUUCGCUGACUUUCUUUUUGCUGCACCUGCCACCACCCAGAAAAUGUAGUUCCACAAAGAUGUCCAUUUUUCUCAGACUGUUAACUUUUGCCAGUGCGACCAUCAAGUGAUUUACAGUAUACUUUCUCAAGAAUCAAAAGAAAUACAGUGUCUUUUUGUGUUUGUUGGAAUGUGGUGCAUUGUCUGUGCAAUGAUAUAUACAUUUUGAAAUUUUUCAGUGAAAUCUGUGGUUAUCUUGACUGUCUUUAAAUACAUAAUCUUGCCAUGUAUCAUUGUAUAUGUAAUGAAAUGCACUAAGUUAUGUAUUGA
Messenger RNA from Branchiostoma belcheri (Belcher's lancelet), 2886 nucleotides. RefSeq names its product mediator of RNA polymerase II transcription subunit 15-like. The coding region runs from base 45 to 2381 and encodes 778 amino acids. Gene Ontology annotation, biological process: regulation of DNA-templated transcription. The record is from RefSeq and is a predicted model, not a curated record. NCBI's taxonomy places the organism in Eukaryota, Metazoa, Chordata, Leptocardii, Amphioxiformes, Branchiostomatidae. The transcript is spliced from 18 exons. Gene Ontology annotation, molecular function: transcription coregulator activity.